This is a messenger RNA of Scheffersomyces coipomensis, 1059 nucleotides long. RefSeq lists its product as uncharacterized. The transcript has a single exon. The coding region runs from base 1 to 1059 and encodes 352 amino acids. Gene Ontology annotation, cellular component: THO complex part of transcription export complex. Gene Ontology annotation, molecular function: protein binding. The record is from RefSeq and is a predicted model, not a curated record. Gene Ontology annotation, biological process: mRNA export from nucleus. NCBI's taxonomy places the organism in Eukaryota, Fungi, Ascomycota, Pichiomycetes, Serinales, Debaryomycetaceae.
AUGUCAGCUAAUAAUUCAAGGAAUAAUAAGACAUUUUUCAACAAUUUUAUGCCAGUAGUGGUGACGGAUAAACCAUUACCAGGGUAUACAUCAUCAUCCAGUGAAAUCAUUCUUAUAACAAUCAAUGCCACAGGAACCAAAUUGAUUACCACGAGAACCGAUAGAUCAAUUAGAAUAUGGCGAUGUUUUCCAGAAAGGAUAACAGACCCUCAUGUUAUAGAAGAUGCUCAUAGUAAGGCGGUUGAAAGUAUAAGUUGGGAUCCAAACACAGAACAUUCAUUUGCAUCAGUUGGUAGAGAUGAAUAUGUUAAAAUAUGGAAUGGACACACUGGAGCCUUAGAAAGACAAUUCAAAGUAGUUAGGGAUGAUAAAGAAGAAGUUGCUGCUCUUAAAAUAGUGAAAUAUUCAUCGGAUGGAUUGGUAUUAAUUACAGUUGAUCGAGAUUCUGAAAUUACAUUUUAUUCAGUUGAAAACAAUUUCAAACAAAUAUAUCGAUUAAAAGAUAUAACUGAACCAAUAUAUGAUUUCCAAUGGUUUCAUAAUGAUCAUAGUUUUUUUAUUUUAGCAUUUCAUAAUGGGAAUUUACCUAUAUAUGAAUUCAUAUACGAUGAGGGGAAAGAAACAGAAACAAAAUUAAAGACCGAAUUAACUGCACAUAGAUCGUCUGCUACUGCUGUUGUAAUUGAUCCAAGAGGAACUUAUUGUGCAGUUGGUUCAGGUGAAGGUGUAGUUAGUCUUUGGAAUACCAAAUCGAUGUUACAUUUUAAAACUAUUAGUGAGGUUGAUGAAUCGAUUGCAUGUAUAGAUGCCAGUAGGGAUGGAACUUAUAUUGCUGUGAGUUAUGAUAAAGGAGAGAAUAUUGUUAUAUAUGAUACAGUUAGCGGUGAUAGAGUAUAUGAAGUUGCUAAUAGUCUUUCAGGUCAAUUAACAUUUGCAUGUAUCGCUUGGUUUCCAAGUAAAACUUCAUUUGCUUAUUCAAGUGAUGAAGGAACCACCUUAACAGUGAUGAGAAAGCCUGAAAGAAACGGUAGACCUAGAGAUAGAGAUAGAGCACAAUAG